This is a messenger RNA of Juglans regia (Persian walnut), 690 nucleotides long. RefSeq names its product ankyrin repeat-containing protein ITN1-like. Lineage: Eukaryota; Viridiplantae; Streptophyta; Magnoliopsida; Fagales; Juglandaceae. Gene Ontology annotation, molecular function: protein binding. The coding region runs from base 1 to 690 and encodes 229 amino acids. The record is from RefSeq and is a predicted model, not a curated record. The transcript is spliced from 2 exons.
AUGGCUGCAGGGGAUCUACCAGAAACAGAUACUCCUUUGUUUUUGGCAACUAAGUCAGGCUGUGUAGACAUUGCUGAAGAAAUACUGAAACGUUACCCCCAAGCAGUUGAGCAUAUUGAUGACAAAGGGCGGAACAUAUUGCAUAUAGCUAUAAAGUUUCGUCGGUUGAGUAUUUUUGACCUUGUAACGAAAGGAGAAGUGCCCGUGAAUAGACUGGUACGAAAAGUCAACAACGAAGGAAAUGCCAUACUUCAUGUCGUUGGAAUGAAAUUAAAAGAUUAUAUGCCUGAGAAAUUGCGAGGCCCUGCACUUGAUUUGCGAGAUGAAAUGCUAUGGUUUGAGGUACCGUGGAAGUUGAUCACCCCACCCCAUUUCCUUGAACAUCGUAACGAUAUGAAGCUGACCGCUGAGCAAUUUUUUUGUAAAGAAAAUAAUGAACUCCGAACAUCAGCAACAGAAUGGCUAAAGCGGACCUCAGAAGGAUGCACCGUUGUCGCAGUACUCAUUGCUACCGUUGCCUUUGCAGCAGCCUACACAGUACCUGGAGGCCCAAAUAGUCAGACAGGAGCUCCAGUCCUCGUCAAUAAACCUUUCUUUGUGGUUUUUACUGUGACAGAUGUGUUGUCCCUUUCAUUUGCUUUGACAUCGGUGGUAAUAUUUCUCUCCAUCGUCUCAUCACCAUUCCGUUAA